CUUGAAAUCAUUCGUAACAAGUUUUGAUUUUGUUAAUAAAAAUGGUGAGUUUUUUUGGUGAAGUAGUUUUUCCAGUCUCUCGGGCGUUUUGGGAUGAAGAAGAUGAAAAUGAAUCGGAUGGACGUACAAUAAAUGAAACCGAAUUUUCCGUUCAAUGGUUGAAAGAAAAGUCAACUCAAAUCGACACGUUAAUUCUGGUUGAAGGGGAAAUGUUGAUUGAUUUUUCUAGGGAAUGUUUGUGCCAAAGUUCGGAGGAAGUAUGUCUCGUGGAAGAUGAGAGUAAACGAAAAAUAUGCAUAGUUUAUCAAGUUAACAAUGACAUAUAUUUAUGUGUUGUGUCUCCAAGGUUUGAUGUAAAGUUAUCUGGUAAGCUUGUGGAUAAGAUAUCUGAUAUUCUAUUAAAUGUCAAAAAUACAAUUUGUAUAACAUCCCGGCAUAUGUCACAAUUUAAAUGUAAAGAUGUACCAACAGUACCAUCUUUCUUGAGAAUGUUGACCACAAAGAAUGGAGGAAGUAUUUGCAGCUUAAAAGAGCCCCCUUUAGAACAACCAAACAUUGUAUAUGGGGUUACAGCAGGAGUUCUCUCAUAUGCAGAAUUUAUGGAACUACCAUCAGUUUUAUAUGUCUUGUACACAGAUAAUUUUGUACUAGAUUCAGUAUCCGCUGAGCCCCUUUUAAAAUUAUUUACAGCCAUGAAUUGUACAGUUAACAAUGUUACAUUUACUGGAAAAAACUUUUUCAAUAAAGGGAAUCUAUAUAUGUAUGCUUGGACCAGUUAUUUGCCUCAGCAGUUUCCUGUUUACUUAUCUAAAGAUCUAAGUAUAUAGCUGUUAAUGAUACAAAUGUUUUAUAAUUGUAUACUAUUGUCCAUAGUAAAACUUAUAUAAACCUUCCACAAUACUUAUCUUUAAUUAUGAUAAAACUUACAUCGACAAAAAUUAU
This is a messenger RNA of Dufourea novaeangliae, 942 nucleotides long. RefSeq names its product proteasome assembly chaperone 1 (gene PSMG1). Gene Ontology annotation, molecular function: proteasome binding. Bases 42 to 827 code for a protein of 261 amino acids. The record is from RefSeq and is a predicted model, not a curated record. Gene Ontology annotation, biological process: proteasome core complex assembly. Gene Ontology annotation, cellular component: endoplasmic reticulum. Lineage: Eukaryota; Metazoa; Arthropoda; Insecta; Hymenoptera; Halictidae. The transcript has 5 exons.